Molecule: messenger RNA, 1696 nt
Organism: Argiope bruennichi
Lineage: Eukaryota; Metazoa; Arthropoda; Arachnida; Araneae; Araneidae
Product: prolyl 4-hydroxylase subunit alpha-1-like
Exons: 14
Coding region: 1-1593 (530 amino acids)
Biological process (GO): peptidyl-proline hydroxylation to 4-hydroxy-L-proline
Cellular component (GO): endoplasmic reticulum
Molecular function (GO): protein binding; L-ascorbic acid binding; procollagen-proline 4-dioxygenase activity
Source: RefSeq, a predicted model, not a curated record
AUGAGGAUAACGGCUAUUGAGGAAUUUCGUUCUAAGCUGCUUGUCGCGCUGCUCCUUGUCUUGCACCUCGUCUGUCUGCUCAUCAACGGAGAACUGUACUCAGCUUUGGCGGGAAUGGAAACACUGUUGGACACGCAGAAAGUGCUCGUCGAAACUUUGAAUGGUUACAUCGAGUCGACGGAAAGGAAACUUGACAAGAUUAAAAAGUUGCAAAGCAGCCUAAUUCACGUCCAAAACGCCUCGAGUGGGAACUUCCAAGAGUUCGUGUCGAAUCCCAUCAAUGCAUUCGUGCUCAUUAAGAAGCUCACCGUCGAUUGGGACGAGGCGAGAACCGUCAUGAGUUGCCAGCCAUCAAACGAAAUUGCCGCUGGAAAUGUGGUUUUUCCUGAUCAAGAUGAUCUUAGUGGUGCAGCUAAGGCAUUGCUGAGAGUGCAGCAAACAUAUAGCCUGGAAACAGAUUAUCUUUCUGAGGGUAAAAUUCUCGGUGCUGCCAACGGACUACCAUUAUCAGCUGACGACUGCUUUGAGUUGGGUCGCCAGGCAUUCCACGCAGGCUUUUAUGACAGCGCCAUCUCUUGGCUAGAGCUCUCACAGCAGAAACAGUUUGAGAAUGGUUCUGACAUCAGAAAUAGUUCCGAGAUACUCACCUACUUAGCCAUGUCUGAAUACCAAAAAGAGAAAAGCGAAUUUAUGCACCUCGCCAGCAGUCUUCUGCAGCUAGGUUUCAUGUCCGUUGCCAAACCAGACAAUCCUCUGGGCGGAUUCCUGGAAAAAGCAGUUUCCCAAAACAUCUUCGUGGGCCAUACGAAUAUUUUCGACGAAGCCACCUACCGGAAGCUUUGCCAGUCCAGCAUGCAGGCUCUUUCAGCGAGCUAUUCAUCCAAUCUUAAGUGCCAUCUUCAGUCACAUCACCCCUACUUGCUACUGCAACCUGUGAAGGAGGAGCAGCUGUGGGAUGAACCAAAGAUAUCGCUCUUCUACGAUAUCAUUUCCGAUCGGGAGAUCAACAUCAUGAAAUCACUCGCCCUUCCCGCAUUAAAGAGAGCGGAGGUUGCGGAGUAUAAUGCAGGCCUUGGUCAUCGAGUGUCCGAUACCAGAGUUACAAAAAUUGCCUGGUUAAGAGAGAUGGACCACCCAUUGAUUCCGAAAAUGUAUCAUCGCAUUGAAGCCAUCACUGGUCUGUCCUCCAGUUCUGCAGAGCCUUUCCAAAUGGCCAAUUAUGGGUUAGGAGGACAUUUCCAUCUGCACAUGGACGUGCUGCCUGACACGGAAACUUACUUCGGACCCGAAAUGGGAAAUCGGGUUGCUACUUGGCUAACUUAUUUAAGUGAUGUCAGUGGUGGAGGCGCUACUGUUUUCCCGAGGCUCAAUAUCACUGUGUGGCCAAAGAAAGGAUCAGCUUUAUUUUGGCACAACGUGAAGUCGAAUGGUAUUGGUGAUAUUUUGACACUCCACGGUGCGUGUCCUGUGGUCACUGGAUCCAAGUGGGUGACAAACGUUUGGUUUCAUGAACGGGGACAGGAAUUCAGGCUGAAAUGCGGAAUACAUCCGGAAUCAUCUCUACUGCCAACGCACGCUUUCGAAAAAUCAUGAAUGCACCAACAAGAUAUGCUCAAGAAAAUAAAAUAUCAUCAAAAGAAUUUUCUAACUAUGUAUCAUUUGAAUACUCAUACAUAUUUUAUCCUUUUCCUAAUAA